Telopea speciosissima is the source of this 1201-nucleotide messenger RNA. RefSeq names its product GDSL esterase/lipase At3g26430-like. Gene Ontology annotation, molecular function: hydrolase activity, acting on ester bonds. The record is from RefSeq and is a predicted model, not a curated record. The transcript is spliced from 5 exons. NCBI's taxonomy places the organism in Eukaryota, Viridiplantae, Streptophyta, Magnoliopsida, Proteales, Proteaceae. The coding region runs from base 17 to 1189 and encodes 390 amino acids.
UUCCAUUCUUUUUUCUAUGGGUUGUGACCUCUUCAGAAUUGUUGUUGUUCUAAGUGUUUUACUUUCAGUAAUCAUAUCCUUCCCAAGUUUGAUUUUGGCUUUAACCCCAUCCCCAUGUGAGUUUCCGGCGAUCUUCAACUUUGGUGACUCUAAUUCCGACACCGGUGGCCUCUCUGCAGCAUUUGGACAAGCUCCUCCACCCAAUGGGGAGACCUAUUUCCAUUCUCCAGCAGGAAGAUACUCCGACGGCCGACUUGUAAUCGAUUUCAUAGCAAAGAGCUUUGGACUUCCUUAUCUCAAUGCCUACCUCGAUUCAGUGGGCUCCAACUUCACUCAUGGAGCCAAUUUUGCUACUGCUGGAUCAACAAUCAGACCACAAAAUACAACUCUCUCACAAAGUGGGUACAGUCCUAUCUCCUUUAACGUCCAAUUCUAUCAGUUCAAUGAUUUUCAUCGCAGAUCUCAAGUGGCUCGUACAAAAGGUGUUGUUUGGCAGGAAUUGAUGCCCAAGGAGGAAGAUUUCUCGCGUGCCUUGUACACAUUCGACAUUGGUCAAAACGAUCUAACAGCCGGCUACUUCCUGAACAUGUCGACUGACCAAGUCAGGGCAUAUGUCCCUGAUGUACUGAAUCAGUUCACUACCAUCAUUAAGUAUAUAUAUGGGCAAGGAGGGAGAUCCUUCUGGAUACACAACACAGGCCCUGUGGGCUGCCUUCCCUAUAUUCUGGAUUGGUUUCUUAUCACAGCUGCACAAGUUGACAAAGCUGGGUGUGCCAAUCCCUUCAAUGAGGUGGCUCAGUACUUCAACCAGAGAUUAAAAGAGGCCAUGGCUCAACUCAGGAAAGAUCUUCCAUUGGCUGCCAUUACCUAUGUUGAUGUUUAUUCUCUCAAGUACUCCCUCUUCAGCCAGGCCUCCAAGCAUGGAUUUGAACAGCCGCUUGUAGCUUGCUGUGGACAUGGAGGGAAGUACAACUACAACAGGCACAUAGGGUGUGGAUCAAAGGUCACCAUGGAUGGAAAACAGAUUCUACUAGGGAAAUCCUGCAAAGAUCCAUCGGUUCGGAUUAUCUGGGAUGGAGUACACUUCACUGAGGCUGCUAACAGGUGGAUCUUUGACCAAAUUGUCGAUGGAUCAUAUUCUGACCCACCCAUUCCAUUGAAAAUGGCUUGUCAUCGUCUUACCAACUGAUCUAAUUCAUCU